AUGCAGGAGGAAGACUACGAGGUUCUGCGCAACGAGGCCAAUGCGAAUCCAGAAGUCUAUUCAACAUGGGAUCCCAAUCGCCAGUUUCGCGAGCAGUACCACCAGCGCCACAUGCACGACCAGACUCUUGCUGAGCGUGAGCGCAACAUUGCAGCCCAUGAGCGUGGAGAGCGCAGAGCGAGCGAGUCGCUAGCUCCACGCGAGGAAGAAGCAACACCUGUGAGAGAGGAAGUAGAGGAAGUCGCAUCGCCUCUGUCACGCCACAGCACAUCCUCUACCUCGACUACGAGCUCUACAAGCUCGGCCUCGACACAUGGCGCCCGCCUCGAGGAAAUCCGUACCGCACAUUCGACGCCCGCACGCGAUCGCCGACCGACUGUCAAUUCGCAGACCUCGAGCGCAAACUACCUCACCCUGCACCCUACCGAACGUCACCCUGAAGCCAUCCGCCGCAUAGAAACACAUCGCAGCCAGCAUGCAGGCACCGUUGGAGCCUCUCCAUCCGAUUCACGUUUGUCCAGAACCCUCACACGACGUCGCACCGAGAAGCCCCUGCCCAACCUUGGAGCUGGCAAGCCGUUUCCUCCGCCUCUGCCCGACAGGGAAGAAUAUGUCGUCGAGUUUGAUGGCGUAGAUGACCCACUACACCCGCAAAAUUGGCCCAUGAAGAAGAAGCUAGGAAUCGGUGCUAUGCUGGCUUUUGAUGCGCUCGCUGCCACCAUGGGCUCCAGCAUCUUUUCAGCUGCAACAAUUCCCGUCUCUCGCCAGUUUGGUGUCGCAAACGUUGUAGGCACGCUGGGUACGAGUUUGUUCGUCUUUGGAUAUGCCUUUGGACCUUUGAUGUGGGCACCUUUCUCCGAGCUAUACGGCCGAAAACCUCCUCUCAUCAUCGCCGCCCUUGGAUUCGCCAUCUUCAGCAUCGCUGUCGCCGUAGCCAAAGAUCUCCAAACCAUUAUGAUUUCCCGUUUUUUCGCCGGUCUCUUUGGAUCAUCACCACUGGCCAUUGUCGCAGCUGUCUUCGCCGACAUGUUUGACAACCGGCUCCGUGGUCUAGCUGUCGCCGUCUUUUCUGCCACGGUUUUCAUGGGUCCUUUACUUGCCCCGUUUAUCGGUGGCUUCAUUACGCAAAGCUACCUUGGAUGGAGGUGGACCGAAUACGUUUCGAGUUUCAUGGGAUUCCUGGCGUUUGCGUUACUGUUGUUCUUCUUGGAAGAGACGUACCCACCCGUCAUACUCAUCAACAAGGCAAGCGAGCUCCGACGUCGAACAAAGAACUGGGGUAUACACGCAAAGCAAGAGGAGAUUGAGGUUGAUUUUAAGGAGUUGAUUAUUAAAAACGUCAGCAGGCCCAUGCGCAUCCUGUUCACAGAGCCCAUCGUCUUACUCAUCACCAUUUACAUGAGCUUUAUCUAUGGCCUGCUCUACCUCUUCCUGACUGCCUAUGCUCUCGUCUUCCAACGUGUGUAUGGCUGGAGUGCUGGCAUCGGAGGCCUCGCGUACUUUGGUAUGGUCGCUGGUGAAAUCAUUGCUUUUAUCGUAGUCGUAUGUGACAACCCACGAUACGCCAAGAAGCUGGCUGCAAACAACAAUAUUCCUGUCCCAGAGUGGCGUUUACCAAUUGCCAUGGUCGGCGGCGUCCUCUUUUCUGCCGGCCUCUUCUGGUUUGGUUGGUCAGGUUACACUGGUAAUGUCCACUGGAUUGUUCCCGUCCUUUCUGGUCUCUUUACCGGAUUCGGAAUCUUCUCUAUCUUCCUCUCUUUGCUCAACUACAUUGUGGACGCCUAUCUCAUGUUCGCUGCUUCAGCCAUUGCCGCAAACACGUUUAUGCGCUCCAUGUUUGGAGGCGUAUUUCCCCUUUUCGCUACCUUCAUGUUUGAGGGCAUGGGCAUCGAGUGGGCAAGCACACUACUUGGAUGUGUAGCCGCAGUGUUGGUACCCAUGCCUAUAUUCUUUUACUUGUAUGGAAAGAGGAUCCGAGCCAAGAGCAAGUUUGCACCGGCGCCGGAUAUCGUCCAAGACAGAAAGAGAGACGAAGAGAGCAAAGGAUCAGAAGUGGCUGAGAGUGGAGAGACGACAGAACGGGAGAGUAUGAACGGCGAAAACGGAGGACUGCACCAGGAGAAGAGCAAGGAACAGUAA
Bipolaris zeicola 26-R-13 is the source of this 2139-nucleotide messenger RNA. RefSeq lists its product as uncharacterized. The record is from RefSeq and is a predicted model, not a curated record. Gene Ontology annotation, biological process: transmembrane transport. Bases 1 to 2139 code for a protein of 712 amino acids. Gene Ontology annotation, molecular function: transmembrane transporter activity. NCBI's taxonomy places the organism in Eukaryota, Fungi, Ascomycota, Dothideomycetes, Pleosporales, Pleosporaceae. The transcript is spliced from 4 exons.